GUAUGCCCGUAGACAAGACACAAGAAAGUCAGUUCAGAACAGUUGUUUGAAUGAACUAAUCUUUGUCUCAAAAGUUGUACCGUCUUCAUUAUUUAAACAAAAAUGAAAAUUAUCUGGAUUUUAGUAUCAUUUAUCUUAGUAAAUGUUUUGGCUGACGGUUUGAAGGAUUCUAAGGAGGAUUAUAGGCAGCAUGUUUUUAUGGCUAAUAAAGAAAUCAAGAGAGCUUCUGAAUAUAAAAAGAAACAUGGAAGUGGACUGGAAAAUUUGAUUAAAACACUGGUUCGUCAGAAUCGUUCAUUGGACGAAUUAAAUAUGAUGAUCGCUAUGCCGGAAAAUAUGCACCCUGACCAACUGCAGAGAGGCGCAUAUCUACAGUUGAUAUUGCGAUAUGAAACACUGUAUAUAUUACCUAUUCCUGAGCCUGAGCCAAGACAAGGUCUUUUAGAAAACCCGUUGAAGCACUUAUUUCACUCUGAAGCACGGUUAACUUUGGACGAACUUGGAAAAGCUAGAAGAGAAUAUACUGGAAAAGCUGUGGAAAAUAUAAUUAGCAGUGGAUUGAAGUACCUUGAUGAUGGACAAGAAAAACAAUUCAACGAUAUCCACGUUUGUCGUUUGAUAGCGUUGUACACAAAUACUGAACUCCUCAAAAAUUUAAAAGAUUAUGUAAAACAUGCCGAGAUUGACGAUUCUGGACUUUGCAAAUUAACCUCUACAUCUUUAAUUUGGGACAAAACUUCCUACUACAAACAGUUUGGAGACCAAAUUUUUCUUGUAUCUGAAGGUGAAGAGACACUACUCUUGAAACCUGCUUCUUCGUAGUUUUCGGCCUUCAAGACCAUACUGACGACAAACAUAUACCACGCCAUAUUUCUCUAUCUCCAUCUAUUAUAGACCAAGAACCUAGAAAUAACUAAUCCCUAUACACUCAGCAUUUGUUUUUAUAACAAACAAAAUUACAUACAUUUUAUAGUAAUAUCGUUAGUAAUUAAAAUUGUUUUUUCUCACCACAAUAAUAUACAAAUUUGUUAAUUAAUUGUCUAUUGCAUUUUAUC
Adelges cooleyi (spruce gall adelgid) is the source of this 1055-nucleotide messenger RNA. RefSeq lists its product as uncharacterized. Lineage: Eukaryota; Metazoa; Arthropoda; Insecta; Hemiptera; Adelgidae. The transcript is spliced from 11 exons. The record is from RefSeq and is a predicted model, not a curated record. The coding region runs from base 103 to 822 and encodes 239 amino acids.